AUGACAACUACAACGAACUCAACAGGUUAUGGGCCCAGAAGAGGCUUGCUAUUCGACGGUAACGAAAGCAAAUAUGAGUUGUGGGAAGUAAAGUUCCUGGGCUAUAUGCGGCUACAAAAGUUAUACAAAGUAUUCGUGCGACACACAAGCGAGAAAGACCCACCAGACGCUUCGACGCAAGCUGAUGCUUUUGCCAAACUCGUGCAAUGUCUGGACGAUAGAAGUUUAUCGCUAGUGAUACGAGACGCGAGAGACGACGGAAGGAAAGCGCUAGAAGUUCUCAGACAGCACUACCAAGGGAAGGGAAAGCCACGUAUAAUUUCGCUUUAUACCGAACUGACAUCGCUAAAGAAAGAAGAGAACGAGCCAAUAGUCGAUUAUGUCAUACGAGCCGAGUCAUUUGCGACAGCGUUACGAAAUGCCGAGGAAGCUAUCAGCGACGCAUUGUUAAUCGCGAUGGUUUUGAAAGGCUUACCGAGGGAAUACGACACGUUUGCUACGGUAGUUGUGCAAAGAGAGAAACAAAUGAAAGACACAUGGUGGAAAGGCUGCCAGCGCGGAGGAGAAUAUCAUGUUGACGAAGCAAAAGUUCGAUGGGAACUGUUUUAA
This is a messenger RNA of Paramuricea clavata, 609 nucleotides long. The record is from the annotation of a GenBank genome assembly. NCBI's taxonomy places the organism in Eukaryota, Metazoa, Cnidaria, Anthozoa, Malacalcyonacea, Plexauridae.